Messenger RNA from Oryctolagus cuniculus (rabbit), 3249 nucleotides. The record is from RefSeq and is a predicted model, not a curated record. Lineage: Eukaryota; Metazoa; Chordata; Mammalia; Lagomorpha; Leporidae.
AUGCCGCAGAGCUCCCCCAGCGCCGCCGCCACCGCCUCCGACAUGGACAAGAACAGCGGCUCCAACAGCUCCUCCGCCUCUUCGGGCAGCAGCAAAGGGCAACAGCCGCCCCGCUCCGCCUCGGCGGGGCCCGCCGGCGAGUCUAAACCCAAGAGCGAUGGAAAGAACUCGAGUGGAUCCAAGCGUUAUAAUCGCAAACGUGAACCUUCCUACCCCAAAAAUGAAAAUUUUAGCAACCAGCCCCGUCGCCCCAGUUCACAGAAAAGCAAAACUUUUAACAAGAUGCCUCCUGAAAGGGGUGGCGGCAGCAGCAAACUCUUUAGCUCUUCUUUUAAUGGUGGAAGACGAGAUGAGGUAGCAGAGGCUCAACGGGCAGAGUUUAGCCCUGCCCAAUUCUCUGGUCCUAAGAAGAUCAACCUGAACCACUUGUUGAAUUUCACUUUUGAGCCCCGUGGCCAAGCGGGUCACUUUGAAGGCAGUGGUCAUGGCAGCUGGGGUAAAAGGAACAAGUGGGGACAUAAGCCUUUCAACAAGGAACUCUUUUUACAGGCCAACUGCCAAUUUGUGGUGUCUGAAGACCAAGACUACACAGCUCAUUUUGCUGAUCCUGAUACCUUAGUCAACUGGGACUUUGUGGAACAAGUGCGCAUCUGUAGCCAUGAAGUGCCAUCUUGCCCAAUAUGCCUCUACCCACCUACUGCAGCCAAGAUAACCCGUUGUGGGCACAUCUUCUGCUGGGCAUGCAUCCUGCACUAUCUUUCACUGAGUGAGAAGACAUGGAGUAAAUGUCCCAUCUGUUACAGUUCUGUGCAUAAGAAAGAUCUUAAGAGUGUUGUUGCCACAGAAUCUCGCCAGUAUGUUGUUGGUGACACCAUUACAAUGCAGCUAAUGAAGAGGGAGAAAGGGGUUUUGGUGGCCUUGCCCAAAUCCAAAUGGAUGAAUGUAGACCAUCCCAUUCAUCUAGGAGAUGAACAGCACAGCCAGUACUCCAAGUUGCUGCUUGCCUCCAAGGAGCAGGUGCUGCAGCGGGUAGUUCUAGAAGAGAAAGUAGCACUGGAGCAGCAGCUGGCAGAAGAGAAGCACACUCCCGAGUCCUGCUUCAUCGAGGCAGCUAUCCAGGAGCUCAAGACUCGGGAAGAGGCUCUGUCAGGAUUGGCUGAAGGCAGAGAGGAGGUCACUGGUGUCGUGGCUGCUCUGGAACAACUGGUGCUGAUGGCUCCCUUGGCGAAGGAGUCUGUUUAUCAACCUAGGAAGGGUGUGCUAGAGUAUCUGUCUGCCUUUGAUGAAGAAACCACUGAAGUGUGUUCGCUGGACUGUCCGUCCCGUCUUGCUCUCCCUGUGGUAGAGGAAGAGGAAACAGUGUCUGAACCAGAGCCUGAAGGAUUGUCAGGGGCCUGUGAUCACUCGGAAUUAGCAGAUGACAAUCUUGGGGAGGGGACCAUUUGCAUUGAGUCCAGCCAGCAGGAACCCAUCAUCAAGCCAGGCAUCACACACCUCAGCAGCUCUCCUUGUUACUACUUUUACCAAGCGGAAGAUGGACAGCAUAUGUUCCUGCACCCUGUGAAUGUGCGCUGCCUCGUGCGGGAGUACGGCAGCCUGGAGCAGAGCCCAGAGAAGAUCUCAGCAACUGUGGUGGAGAUCGCUGGGUACUCCAUGUCUGAGGAUGUUCGACAGCGUCACAGAUAUCUCUCUCAUUUGCCACUCACCUGUGAGUUCAGCAUCUGUGAACUGGCUCUGCAGCCUCCUGUGGUCUCAAAGGAAACGCUAGAGAUAUUCUCAGAUGACAUCGAGAAGAGGAAGCGGCAGCGCCAGAAGAAAGCUCGUGAGGAACGGCGCCGCGAACGCAGAAUUGAAAUGGAGGAGAACAAGAAACAGGGCAAGUACCCAGAAGUCUACAUUCCCCUAGAGAAUCUACAGCAGUUUCCUGCCUUCAAUUCCUAUGCCUGUUCCUCCGAUUCUGCUUCGGGUCCCACCAGCACAGAGGGCCAGGAGGCCCUCUCCCUUUCUCCUCUUAGCAGAAGUCCAGGUUCCCAUGCAGAUACUAGGUCUUUGGAACUUGACUUAUGCAAUCGGAUCUCUGGUUCCAUUUCAGACUUUCUGCUGACCCCUCUGUCACCCACUGCCAGUCAGGGCAGUCCCUCAUUCUGCGAUGAGAACACCUUAGUUCCUCCUGCCCCUAUGGACAGCGAUGGGGAGAGUGAUAAUUCAGACCGUGUCCCUGUGCCGAGUUUCCAAAAUUCCUUCAGCCAAGCAAUUGAAGCAGCCUUCAUGAAACUGGACACACCGGCUACUUCAGAUCCGCUCUCUGAAGAGAAAGGAGGAAAGAAAAGAAAAAAGCAGAAACAGAAGCUCCUGUUCAGCACCUCAGUUGUCCACACCAAGUGACACUACUGGCCCUGGCUACCUUCUCCAUCUUUUUUUUUCCAUGCUUUUGAUUUGCUGCUGUAAUUUUAAGUGUUUGAGUUUGAAAAGACUAGCUCGGGGGGAGGGGGAUUCCACAACGCGAGGGGGAACCAAGAAAAAUUUUAAAUACAGUGUAUUUUCCAGCUUCCCGUCUUUACACCAAAAUAAAAGUAUUGACACUCACAAGACAUCUCUUCCUGCCAGAGUUUUUAGUUUGUUGCCAGGUUAGUGUUUUGGCCCAUGUGUAAUUAGUUUUCAGCCCCCCAAAAGUUUGAGUCCUUCAGCAUCCCUUGGAGCAGCUCACAGCAGAGCGGCACGAAGUGUCCUGCUGCGGCACCCCGCGCCGGCGCCUCUGCUUUCAUCACACCUAGCAGUUUGUCAUAAAGAUAGCUGCGUCCUUUCUGCCUGUGCAGUUCUCCUUGUCAUAGAAACAGGGAUGGGAAUAAAAUGGCCUUAGGAUACCCAGCUUAAGCUGCAGUUUGAUUUUCUUCUGCCAGAUGGCCAGGCUGUGGUGCCAGAUGUGGGUUGCCAGCUUGAUGGCCAUUUACAUGGUGAAGGAGGGUUAGGAACGCUGCCAGUCUGUAAGGAAGCUCUGAACCUGCCAUCCCACAGGUCAAGCUUGUCUGAUAGUGGCCUGACUGGUAGGGGCAGGAGUUUGGCUUGGAGAACAGGGCAGGGUGAAGGCAGUAGGUUGUCCACUGUCUUCCUCUUGUCUACAGCAGCUUUCUUAUGCCUUGAUUUGAGCUGAAUUUGAGUGAUGUGAAUUGUUUUCUGCUUAAUAAAAUGAACUCUAGGUGUAAUAGAAUGUGAAGGCAAAUAGUUGUAAUAAAUCACCUGCACAAGCAA